AUGGUUGUUAGCACUCCUGCAGACUUGGUAAACAUUCCUAAAAUCCACCAGACUUUCUUUAAGAAGUGUAGUAAGCGCCAAUCCCACAAAGUGACAAAUUACAAGAAGGGCAAAGAUUUUCUGUAUGCCCAGGGAAAGUGGUGUUAUAACAGGAAGCACAAUGGAUAUGGUGGGCAGACUAAGCCAAUUGUCUGUAAGAAAGCAAAAACUACAAAGAUUAUGUUCACUCUGGAAUGUGUUGAGCCAAACUGCAGAUCUAAGAGAAUGUUGGCUAUUAAGAGAUGCAAGCAUUUUGAACUCGGAGGCGAUAAGAAGAGAAAGGGCCAGGUGAUCCAGUUCUAA
Messenger RNA from Chrysochloris asiatica (Cape golden mole), 342 nucleotides. Its product is annotated as 60S ribosomal protein L36a-like. The transcript has 2 exons. Gene Ontology annotation, cellular component: ribosome; cytosolic large ribosomal subunit. Gene Ontology annotation, biological process: translation. The record is from RefSeq and is a predicted model, not a curated record. The coding region runs from base 1 to 342 and encodes 113 amino acids. Gene Ontology annotation, molecular function: structural constituent of ribosome. Lineage: Eukaryota; Metazoa; Chordata; Mammalia; Afrosoricida; Chrysochloridae.